CCAGGAGGGAGUCAGCCUAUUUGUAUGCGGACUCCCUCUUCCUCCAUCUGGGCUGCUGCUGUUGCACUUGACUGCUAUAACAUCUCUGUGAUGGAAAUCUGAUUGGCCUCCAUUGUUUGGGAUUGUACUUGGCACGUACCUAUGGCUAUUGAACAACACUCAACUUGUAUUAACAUGAGUUUUCCUGUUGAAGUAGCAGUUGUUGCCCAAACAGGAUAUUUUCCCACAGUAUAUGAAGGCUCCAGACUGAUUAAUGUUAGCAAAGAGACACUGUAGAUUUCCCACCAUUCAUGACUCCAAAAAAAAACUAGAUUCAAGCUUACUGUAUUUUCUCUCAAGAUGAUAAAUGUUCUGUGAAACUGACCAACCUGCUCAGGAUGUGCUACCUCAAUGGGGAUUUUCAUGGAACUUUUUCAAAUGUAGAAGUUCUGGAAAAGUGAGCUGUCCUUCAUAACUCAAAAGCCAUAGAGCUAACUACUAAAUGUAAUUCUUAAUAUUUACUCACUGUGCCUUUUUGACGCUAGAUACGCAAUCCUGUUGGCCAGAAUUUUCCAUUUGGAAUGAGGUAGCUUAGAUUGUCAGACCACCAGGUCCUUGAUCGGUUGCUGGCAGUGUCAACUGUUCUCAUUCAGAUCUCUGUGUUGACAUGUUUUCACCAGCCAAGGCACCAAAGGACCAAGUCCCCUAGAUCUACUCUGUGGUGGUGACGUGAGUGACACACUGCAGAUAUAUCUGUCGUGAUGGCCUUUUCCUCUGGAAGUCCUGUUUCUGUUACACCGCUGAGGUGUGAUGACCCCUAGUGGAGUAGUGAACACAUUGCUCUGUGGAGUUUAAAUGAAAAAUAUCUCCAUGAACAGUGCUCUCUGUAGCAUCAGUUUAUUGAAUAAUGAGGAUUGAUCUAUCAAAGUCAAACAACCAUUUAAAAAUUAUUCCUAAGCACCAUUGUAACAGGAGAGGACGAUUAUUGACAGAAUUGAGGAAUUCUGAAUUUGAAUUGAUUUAUAGUCAGUGUUAAAGGCGGGUCUCAGUGACCGUCUCUGACAGAGUAACCACAGUCUGUGUCUCCUCUGGCUGCCUGCUCAGAUUAUUUUUACAGCAAAGUAAGGACUCCACUACCUCUCUGGGGCCCUUAGUCAUGAAGAUGUAGAGGAACGGGUCCACUAGAGGACUCAGAUACAGCAACAGAUUGGCAAUCAGCCCUAAGUAGCAUACUUCCUCCUUCAACGACUCGAGCAGAAUGUUCAGAAUGAAGGGAAGAAACAGCACGGUAUAAUUGGUCAGGAUUGCCGCCAGUACACCCACAGACCUUUUUUUCUCCGCUGUAGAAGUUGACCUGAAACAUAGCAACACUCUCCACGAGUCGAGGAAGAAAAACAACAGAAAAGGGAAGGGAGUGAGAAGGGCCACUGCAAACCAGAACAAGUAUUUAAACACUGCGAGGGCCAGAACAGCAGAGGGCGCUCCCCACAUAGCCAGAGAGAUGAUGGAGGACUGUUUAAGCUUGCUGCAGCAGCUGUAGCACUGGGGGUACGCCACCAGCAGGUGUCGCUCUUGUGCAAUGCAAACCAUAAAAGUAAUGUUGGAUAUGAUGCCAAAAUAGAAGAUCAGGGUAGCAGUGUCAGCCGAUAGGAUACUCCCAGUGGCAGCCUGUGGUCUUCCAAUGAAACUGAAAAUGUCUGAAACAAGAAGGCUGAUGACAUGGACAGGAACAGGGUUGGGACCCUUGACCAGGUUCUUCAUUGUGUAAAGGGCCAAUCCAAUGGCAGGUAGCCCAAUGGCAAAGGUUAUCCAGCCAAUGACCUCAGCAACACGGUCAAAAGUAGUGUCGGUGUUGUUUGUGUUGUUGUUAACAGACCCUAUAUUCAUAUCUUUAUCCAUGGGGUUCUGGUCAUUUGAGGUGGUUUAUGAUAUGUUGUUGUGGUGUUUAGUUGCAUUUACCGGUAUAGUCAUUUUGUGACCGUGUCCUCAUCUUUCACACACUAGAAUGACAGCAACAGGAAGAAUGUAUUAAACACCUUUUGGAAGGAGGAUGUGUACAACAUUUUAAAUAUCACAUUUGUUUAGUCUGUCAGUGACAGCCUAUAGUACAUUCUAGGCUACAAACAGAACAUAGGCAUUCUCCCAAUAUCACUUCUAUGUCACUCUACUUGUCUUCUUUAUUAAGACCAUGGUCUAACUGUUGCUUAAAGGCUACUCAUAUACUUCUGUCUCGUGUUCAUGGAUAUUUUAUAUUUAAAAUGUUUCCUGAAUUCCAUUCAUCCCCAUAGCAUUUAGAUCCUUUGGUAUUGCCUCCCCCUGCCAAAAAUAGACCGAGAUAAUCCAUGACCUUACCUGAAGUAGCUUUGGAGAGAACCGCAUGGAAAGAGCGUUGUGAGUUCCUCCUCAGUGUGUUUUACCUUGCUGUUGAUGGGUGAACGUAAAUUACUGUACCUGGAUGAUCCCCACAGUAGAUGAUGCGUCUGGUACCAGGUCCGUGCUAUGAAUUGGAUUGAUUUGCUUUUGGCUUUUUUAUAUACAUGUUUUAUUGGUGCUGAAUAGCAUGGUCACUUAUCUUCCUAGAACUGCUAGAUAAGCGGUUUCACAGAAGCUAUACAGACUCACAUUUCCCUAAGUUCCAGUUGAGCUAUGCUGAUGGUAAUGAAAAGAGUCAAUUUGCAUUUUGUACUUUGCUCAGUCUAUAAGCCAGGGCCUAGUUCCUCCUAACAGACACUGAUGUCAUUUAAAGACAUUCCUGGAACAUAUCAAUGAAUCUUAAAGAAGCUCAGUCAUCCUAACCAACUACACUCAAGAGUGGUUGAACUCAUUAACUUUCCUGUCAAAGAACUACAGUACCAGUCAAAAGUUUGGACACACCUACUCAUUCAAGGGGGUUUCUUUUUCUUUUUUUGUUUUCUAUAUUGUAGAAUAAUAGUGACGACAUCAAAACUAUGAAAUAACACACAUGGAAUCAUGUAGUAACAAAAAAGUUUUAAACAUCAAAAUAUAUUUUAGAUUCUUCAAAGUAGCCACCCUUUGCCUUGACAGUGUUGCACACUUGGCAUUCUCUCAACCAGCUUCACCUGGAAUGCUUUUCCAACAGUCUUGAAGGAGUUCCCACAUAUGCUGAGCACUUGUUGGCUGUUUUUCCUUCACUCUGCGGUCCAACUCAUUCCAAACUGUGUUGAGGUCGGGUGAUUGUGGAAGCCAGGUCAUCUGAUGCAGCACUCCAUCACUCUCUUUGGUCAAAUAGCCUUUACACAGCCUGGAGAUGUGUUGGAUCAUUGUCCUGUUGAAAAACAAAUGAUAGUCCCACUAAGCACAAACUAUACAGGAUGGCGUAUCGCUGUAGGCGUAUCGCUGGUAGCCAUGCUAUUUAAGAGGGCCAUGAAUUUAAAAUAAAUCAGACAGUGUCACCAGCAUAGGAACCAUCACACCACCUCCAUGCUUCACGGUGGGAACCACACAUGCAGAGAUCAUCCGUUCACCUACUCUGCGUUUCACAAAGACACGGCGUUUAGAACCAAAAAUCUCACAUUUGGACUCAUCAGACCGAAGGACAGAUUUCCACCGGUCUAAUGUCCAUUGCUCGUGUUAAUUGGCCCAAGCAGGACUCUCCUUAUUAUUGGUGUCCUUCAGUUGUGGUUUCUUUGCAGAAAUUCGACCAUGAAGGCCUGACACUGAAGCAUUUAUUUGGGCUGCAAAUUCUGAGGCUGAUAACUCUAAUGAACUUAUCCUCUACAGCACAGGUAACUCUGGGUCUUCCUUUCCUGUGGUGGUCCUCAUGAGAGCCAGUUUCAUCAAAGCGCUUGAUGAUUUUUGCGACUGCACUUGAAGAAAUUGUCAAAGUUCUUGAAAUUUUCCGUAUUGACUGACUUUCACGUGUUAAAGUAAUGGUGACUGCCGUUUCUCUGCUUAUUUGAGCUGUUCUUGACAUCUUGGUAUUUUACCAAAUAGGGCUAUCUUCUGUAUACCACCCCUACCUUGUCACAACACAACUGAUUGGCUCAAACACAUUAAGAAGGAAAGAAAUUCCACAAAUGAACUUUUAACAAGGCACACCUGUUAAUGAAAUGAAAUGGAUUCCAGGUGACUACCUCAUGAAGCUGGUUGAAAGAAUGCCAAGAGUGUGCAAAGUUGUCAUCAAGGUAAAGGGUGGCUACUUUGAAGAAUCUCAAAUAUAAAAUAUUUAUUUCACACUUCUUUUUCUUUUUUGGUUAGUACAUGAUUCUAUAUGUGUUCUAUCAUAGGUUUGAUGUUAUCCGUAUUAUUCUACAAUGAAGAAAAUAGUCAAAAUGAAUGAGUAGGUGUGUCCAAACUUUUGACUGGUACUGUAUGUGAGCCCACAAUUUCAACAUUAGUGACAAGGAAGUCAUUUCUCUGAAGUAUUUGCACAAUAUUUAGUUUGUUGCAUUUGUGUGUGGCGGCGGACUGUUCUCACGUUUCAUCAUUGUCUCAACAUACUGGUUUUAAGUCUGAUGGACCUAGACAUUGUGACUGACCUAUAAAAGUAUGGUGGAAUAUCACUAGUAAGUUUGUUUUUUUAUUCUCAAGUAGCUGCCUGUACUACAGCACAUCAAGUCUGUGAAUAUAAAACUAACAGCUUCUUCACCCAAAAUGGUGUAUGCAUAUUAUAAGAUGUGUCCAUGAAGUGUAUUAUGUUAUACGUCAGAUGUAAUAUUCCUGUUGUCAUUCUGAAAUACAGUGAAGUAGAAGCUUAGUGUGGAGUGGAUUAGGUCCGGGAUCUUUUAACCACUGUUAAUAAUGUCAUAUGAUCUCCCUAGCAAAUCAGCUAUCAAAGACUGACAAAUGCUGUAGUACAACAAAUUGUGCAAUGAGUUUUGACAUCCUGGAAUGGUGGACUUCCUGUCUCAGUAUUUAAGGCUCAGACGUACAUGCUGCAUUGUCACUGGGUGUGCCCCGUGAGUAUCUGUGCCGUUAAAAAAUAAUAAUAAUUACUGGACAAUUUUUUGCAGGUUUCUAACUUGCAUUUACACUUCCUGAUAAUUUGUUGAUUUGAUAGGAGCUACAAGACAAACGCCAAUUCAUCUAAAUUAACCUCCAGUGUAGGCACAGCAGGAAAAUAUUAAGGACCUUGAACUUGGAAUCUGAAGAACCCUGCCAUUCACUAGUUCCUGCAACAACAAGCACCAUCAAGGAUGGAAGCAAGCCUCAACAAUAUUUCGGACGACAUCGCAUCAAAUAGGACCCUCAUUGAAACCAUUGUACAGUGGACAACAUUCUCCAUUGGUUUUCCUCUGAUCUGUCUGUCCAUUUAUGCCAUGUACUUCCUGAUCAGAGCUGAUCACAUCGCUCCAGUCUAUGUUAUCAACCUUCUUAUUGCAGAUCUCAUUCAAAUUUGCAUGAGGCCAUUCAUACUGUCUGGUACCUGGCAAUUUAUAGUAGAAUUGAUUGAAUUCUUUGGUAUCAGUGCAAGCAUUGGUUUCAUGGUAUGUGUUGCUCUCGAGAGAUAUCUUAUGAUUGCAUUUCCUCUCUGGUACCGUUUUCGCCGUAACAUCAAAUUCUCGCUCAUAGUGUCCUCUAUUAUCUGGGUGUUUCCUUUCAUCCAAAUCUCCAUAUUUUACAUCACACCGAAUUUUGAGAUUUCACUUAUUUUGUUUGCAGUUAACCUCCUCAUACCCUUUCCACUGCUUGUAUUCUUCCUUGUGGGCACGUUGAAAGCUCUGUCCGUCUCCAUCUCUGUGCCAGCUGUCGAACAGAGACGGAUUAUUGGUACCCUGGCCCUUGUGCUGGGCAAUUACACAGUCCUGUUCCUACCCCUCAUCAUACAAUAUCUGAUAUCAGGGGUAACAGGCCAACACAAUGUGGAGAUUGGGACAAUCUUUGAGAGAUUCAGCCCCCUUGUGGAUCCUCUACUCUAUGUGUUCAUGAGAAAGGGAGCUAAGGACACUCUGGCCUUCCCCUGCUUCGACAAGUUCAUGGGUGACCAGGAGCAGAGUCAGGUCACAAACACUAUGACCAUGACGGAUAGUGGAGUAGAAGGCUCCAGGUAAGACAGAUCCAAGAUAAUGGACUGUAUCUGUAUGAUUCACUAUGUAUAACUCCAAUCAACUCCUUAAAAUUAUUGGAUUGAAAUGUUGUCAAAAAAGCGGUGAAUUGAGAGCUUUAACAGUGUGCGGCCUUGUUCUUUUCUUUGUUAAAAUUAUACCUUACGGGCCUCCCGAGUGGCGCAGUGGUCUGCUUUAGGCGUCACUACAGACCCGGGUUUGACUCCAGGCUGUGUCAUAACCGGCCGUGACCUGGAGUAUCCCAUGGGGCGGCACACAAUUGUCCCAGCAUUGUCCGGGCUAGGAGAGGGUUUGGCCAGGGGGGAUUUACAUGGCUCAUCACGCUCUAGUGACUCCUUGUGGCGGCCCGGGCGCCUGCUCGCUGACUUCGGGAGCCAGUGAACGGUGUUUCCUCCGACACAUUGGUGCAGCUGGCUUCCGGGUUAAGCUGGUGGGUGUUAAGGAGUGCGGUUUGGCGGGUUAUGUUUCACGAAAUUGGGGAGGAAAAAGGAGGUUAAAAAAUUUAAAUAAACCUACUUUACUUUUAUUGUUGUAGUUAAAAUGUGAAGAUUACAUGCCUUGCUUUUUAAUAUACAAUGCAUAACAUACUGUAUUGUACACAGCCCUAUUCUGCAUUGCACUAUCUUUGUUGGGCUUGUAUUGCCGCUUUUCAGAAAAAUAUGGACUUCUUUCCUUCAAUAAAUUGAUCAUGUGGAUAUUUGA
Messenger RNA from Salvelinus fontinalis (brook trout), 6707 nucleotides. Its product is annotated as ovarian cancer G-protein coupled receptor 1. Gene Ontology annotation, biological process: phospholipase C-activating G protein-coupled receptor signaling pathway; positive regulation of Rho protein signal transduction. Bases 5136 to 5990 code for a protein of 284 amino acids. Lineage: Eukaryota; Metazoa; Chordata; Actinopteri; Salmoniformes; Salmonidae. The transcript has 2 exons. Gene Ontology annotation, molecular function: G protein-coupled receptor activity. Gene Ontology annotation, cellular component: membrane. The record is from RefSeq and is a predicted model, not a curated record.